CCUCUCCACGCUCCAGACCUGAGGCCACAUCAGCGGGCUGAGCGCAUCUCCUCCCCGGUGCUGAUCAUCUGUGAGCGGCCAGAGGGAUCACCGUGCAGGCUGGAGGAGGAGGAGGAGGUGAUGGAGCACUCCUGUUAAAGUUCAGCUCCAAGAGAAUCUAUCGGUUCCCUCCUCCCUUCUGCAUCCGCCUCAGAGGCCAUGGGCUGCGGCUUGAGGAAACUGGAAGACCCGGAGGACAGCAGCCCGGGGAAGAUCUACUCCACCCUGAAGAGACCACAGGUGGAGACCAAAACCGAGACGGUGUACGAGUACGUGCUGCUGGACUUCAGCCUGGAAGGUAGUCGUCCUACGGUGCAAUAUGUGGCUUCACUUUCCGAGCUGCCCCAGGCCCUGCAGCCUUACUACACCCAAGGCUACGUCCUGGCCGCCUUGCACCCCAUCAUCCUGUCUGUGGGGCGAACCCGCUCACUCCCCUUCAGUCUGCUCUACCGAGCCAUCUUGGCCCGUCCCAGAUCCAGUAAGCAGAUGGCGUCCAUGUGCUACAGCGUGCCGAUGUUGAAGGUGGAGGAGUGGCCGUUACCUGGAGAGUCACUGACGGGGGACACGGUCCGAGCGCUCAUCGACAGGGUGAACAGCAGCGCCCGGGGGGGCGUUCGUUUCGUUGGCUCGGUCCUCCAGCAGGUGAGCGGGAUCACCAACGGCCGGGUGCACAGUCCUAAGAGGAGCUGUCGAUCUCCUCCACACACCCCUCCUCGUACUCCGCCCGGAGACAGAGAGCUGGAGGAAAACACCUACAGUCCUGACUUGAGGUUGCUGGUCUUCUUCCACUCCUGGCCUCCGGGCUGUGCUCCUCUGGACUCGCUGGCCUGUCAGUACCACCAGGGGGCGCUCUCCAUGCGCGUUUCCAGGAAGGGCCAGGUGGUCAGCUCUCUGGAAGCGGAUUGGCUGGAGCUGACGGCCGCCUACUACCGCAAAGGCUGGUCGCUGGUGGACUCCUUCGUCUACUGGGACACACCUAAAGGCGAGCCGGUGCCCAGAUCUCUGGAGGGAUUGUUUGUGUACGAGGAGAGAAGCACCUCUCCACCUGCCAACGACACCAUCGUCGUAGAGCAGUGGACCGUCAUCGAGGGCACCAAUGUGAAAACGGACUACGGGCCUCUCCUUCACACUCUGGCCGAGUUUGGUUGGCUGCUCACCUGCGUGCUGCCGACUCCCAUCAUCCGCCACGACAGCGAUGGGAAUCUGGCCACGAAGCAGGUGGUGUUUCUCCAGCGGCCGGUCAGAAGUCAGGCGUCGGGACAAACGAGGAACCAGGCUUUUUCCGUGCAGGGCGACGUGUCCAGCCGCUCUGUGAGUCGAUCGGUCAGCAGCCCCGUCCCUCUGGAGGAGCUGUCUCCGACCGCCGGGGGCAUCGGGGGGUUCCCCGUGUUCGGAGGGUUGGGGUAUCCCAGCGCCCUGUCCCACCUGGAGGAAGGAGGCUUUGAGCAGGAGGAGGGCAAAGCUGAAGUCACCUGCAUGUGAGCCGGACGGAGGCGGACUUAAAACGUUGAGGAUUUUAAAAAAAACCUUGUUGGAUUACUGACGGAAAAUCACCCGAACUCAGAGGGGGAAAGUCCAGACUGUUCUGUAUCCAUCGUGUUCCUAAUCUACUUCCUGUUAACAAAGACUUUUAAUGCAGAAGAACUCUGCACUUUUAUACAAAAAAAAACAACCAUGUUUUUAAUGAAGCCAUAAUGAGAAUGAGGUAUUAUUUACAUCUAUGUACACACUUUAAACACCUCAUGGGAGACACUUAAAUCCAUCUUUUUUUUUUUUUUUUUUUAAGGUCAGUUCAGGUGCUCAUGGGAAAUCACAAUACUAUAAAGCACAAGCACAGGUUUCUGGUGGUGAAAUGAGGGAAAGGGGCUCCACUUUGUUUUUGACAGAGCUCACAUCUUACAGUUUUAAACACAUUUUUUUUUAUGUCCAGUCGUCUUUUCUAAACCUGUUUACUUUUUCCUGCCAAAUGUUUCAACACAUCCACGUCACACGUCCCUUCCUGUGUGUCAAAGUAAAAGCUCCUCUCCUCUCUUAUAGGCUGAUUCAUAUGAAUAUUUAUCAGGGAGUUUUCCUGUGUACAACAGCAUUUCUCUGAGGAGGGUUUUAGAGUUCUGGUGCUAUUGGGAAGCUUUUCAGUGAGACAUUUCAUAUCAGUGUUAACUUCCUCCUCAUGUUUAAUCUGACUGGUGCCAUUUCAUAAUCUGGAAACUGUUGUGUCUUAUCAGGCAAACAUUUUAAGUAAUAAUUAAUCUGCCAUGAUAUGUUUUACUUUCUAUAUAUGGUACUGGCAAUGCACCUGCCUCUCUCUGUAAUACAUGAGGCUCUUCAGACAGGUCUCUGGAGAGGACUACUGCAUAUGCAAACAGAACAAAAGGUUUUAUGAAGUGUCGGUUUGUUCUGAAGACUACAAGUUUGAAAAUGAAAAAUAUCUGGAUGUUAGAAAUAAGACAGAAGUGAGCUCACCAGACCGCUGUGGCUCUUCUCUACUGUAGGCUUUAACUCCAGGCUACAUUAGC
This is a messenger RNA of Anoplopoma fimbria (sablefish), 2555 nucleotides long. RefSeq names its product raftlin family member 2 (gene rftn2). The transcript has 9 exons. Lineage: Eukaryota; Metazoa; Chordata; Actinopteri; Perciformes; Anoplopomatidae. The coding region runs from base 199 to 1521 and encodes 440 amino acids. The record is from RefSeq and is a predicted model, not a curated record.